AUGCGGAGUGCAGAAUCAACAGAGCAGGUGAUUGACAACGGGGGUGUAAACACGCGAAAAGAGAAAAAUAGGCAGAACAUGAAGAAAAUACGAAGUGUCAACGCAGAGUACAGCAAAAUGGAACAUUUGAAAAACAAGCAGAGAAUGGCGGAUAUGCGAAUGAACAAUGCAUAUAAGAAAUGUGAAAAGGAAAAAAACUCACAGCGGAUGGUGGAAACGAGGAAAAAUGAGGAUUACAAACAGCAAGAGAAUCAGCAAAAUGCACGAAGGAUGACAGAAAUCAGGAAACAUGAUAAUUACUCACAGCUUGAGAAACUGAAAAAUUUGCAAAGGAUUGCAGAUUUAAGGGAAAAGAAAGAAUACAGACAGCAAGAAAAGCAGAAAAAUUUGCAGCGAAUAACGGAAACGAGGAAAAAAGAAGAAAGCAAGCAAGAGGAGAAUCAGAGAAAUUCGCGGAGGAUAGCAGAAGUAAGGAAACGCGAGGAAUACAAGCAGCAAGAAAAACUGAAUAAUUUGCAAAGGAUUGCAAAUUUAAGGAAACAAGAAGAAUACAGACAGCAAGAAAAGCAGAAAAACUUGCAGCGAAUGAAGGAAAAACGAACGGAUGAUAAAUACAAGAAACAGGAGAAUCGCAAAAAUUUAAGGAGGAUUGCAGAAAUAAGAAAACACGAGGAUUACAAGCAGCAUGAGAAGCAGAAGAAUUUGCAGAGGAUAAGGGAUCUCCGAGACACAAUUGAAGAGUUUUCUCACCAGGAGAAAGCUAAAAAUAGAGAUCGCAUGAAAAAGAUUCGAACAGAUUUGCAAUAUGUGCAUAGGGAACAUACCAGCAAUAUUGAGCGCAUUCAAAAUAAACGAGACGAUGACAUGCUGAGAAUUGCCGAAAGGCAAAGAGAUCGACAAA
Molecule: messenger RNA, 901 nt
Organism: Aedes albopictus (Asian tiger mosquito)
Lineage: Eukaryota; Metazoa; Arthropoda; Insecta; Diptera; Culicidae
Exons: 1
Source: RefSeq, a predicted model, not a curated record